Molecule: messenger RNA, 795 nt
Organism: Iphiclides podalirius (scarce swallowtail)
Lineage: Eukaryota; Metazoa; Arthropoda; Insecta; Lepidoptera; Papilionidae
Source: the annotation of a GenBank genome assembly
AUGGACUCGGAAAACUUAACUAGACAAAUAGAAGAAGUAGAAGCAUUGAGUUCUAUAUAUGGAGAUGAUUGGACUACAGAAAGUGAGGCAAACAGAUCUUACAAUAUAAAAGUGAAAGAAAAUGACUACGAAGUUAUACUGUAUGUGACUAUGCCUUUAGACUACCCAAGGGAAGCACCGCCUAAAUUUGAAUUAUCAGCUCCAUGGAUGGAUAGAAAAAAGAAAGAAAAGCUUUAUACCAGCUUAAAUGAAGUUUAUAUUGAGAAUAUUGGUGAAAAUGUAAUAUAUCAAUGGGUGGAGAAAAUAAGAGAAACAUUACUGUCAAUGAAAGCUAAAGAAGUUAAACAUGUAAACAAUAAUGUGUUAGUUGAUGAAAUUUUAGAUCUGACACAGUUGGCAAUCAACUGUCCCGAAAUAACUCAUGGUGAAGUGAUAAUUGAUAGAAAAAGUUCAUUCCAAGGACAUGCAGCUGAGGUACAUAGUGUAGAUGACGUAAGUGCAGUCUUGACAAAGUUAAGACAGAACAAGAAGAUCUUAAACGCCACACACAAUAUGUAUGCAUAUAGAAUUGAAAGGAAGACUGAUAAAGGCACUACAAUGAUCCAAGAUUGCGACGAUGAUGGAGAAACGCAUGCUGGUAGCAGAAUGCUUCAUUUAUUACAGAUAUUAGACCAAAAGAACACCCUAGUUGUGGUUUCAAGAUGGUAUGGAGGUAUCCAGCUAGGCCCAGACCGAUUUCGACAUAUAAACAAUGCUACCAGACAAGUAAUACAACAGGCUGGCCUUUUAAAGAAA